Rubroshorea leprosula is the source of this 2368-nucleotide messenger RNA. Lineage: Eukaryota; Viridiplantae; Streptophyta; Magnoliopsida; Malvales; Dipterocarpaceae. The record is from the annotation of a GenBank genome assembly.
AUAAGUUGGAGGGCUUCCGAAGGUGUUUAGCCCAGAAUCUAAUCCGCCCUGACGAGGGGAAAAACCCCCGCUAGAUCUAAACUCAAGAAACGUAUCUGCACCGUCCAAUUAGAAUUCCCGGCGCACAGUUUCUGCUAGAUCAGCGCCUUCUACGCAACGCUUUGACUCCCAACGCUAAAACCUCCCAAUUACGGAACUCUAAUUUCGUUUUCAGAAACCCUAAUAUUUCUAUAUUCCUCUUUGCAUCAUCUUCUUCGCAAUCUCGAUUCGAGGAUUUUGGGAGCAACAAAAAUGGAUAAUGGAAUUGCUGAUUCAUCGGCUUCGCCUCCAGUCAAAGCCCCUGAAGUACACACCGCCGCUGCUGCAGUGUCUGGGCAAGACAAUUCGGCACCUGAUUCUGCGCAAUCGAAGCUUUCUACUUCAUCAUUAUCAUCAUGGGCCAAGAAUUUGAAAAUUCCGCAGUCAUUGUCUGUGGCUCAGGAUGAUUCGAAUUCAGGAAAUGCUGGGAAAUCAACUUUUGCGCGAUUUACUAGUGGGUUUGGACUGCGCUUGUCGCCGAAAUCUCCUGCAGCUAAUGAUGGUUCAUCUGAGGGAGGAUCACCAACAGCACAACCUGGUUUUAUUGGAACAAUUACAAAAGGUAUAGUUGACUCUUCGAAAAAUGCAGUGAAGGCUGUGCAGGUCAAGGCUCGACAUGUUGUCUCCCAGAAUAAACGGAGAUAUCAGGAUGGAGGAUUUGAUCUAGAUAUGACAUACAUCACAGAGAACAUAAUAGCUAUGGGAUUUCCAGCUGGUGAUAUGAGCUCUGGGUUUUUUGGAUAUUUUGAGGGGUUUUAUCGAAAUCACAUGGAAGAAGUGAUUAAGUUUUUCGAAACCCAUCACAAGGGCAAGUACAAGGUGUAUAACCUUUGUUCAGAGAGGCUAUAUGAUGCUUCUUUAUUUGAAGGAAAGGUUGCUAGUUUCCCAUUUGAUGACCAUAAUUGCCCUCCAAUUCAACUGAUAAUAUCCUUUUGUCAAAGUGCUUACUCCUGGUUGAAGGAGGAUAUUGAGAAUGUAGUGGUUGUGCACUGUAAAGCUGGGAUGGCCAGGACAGGAUUGAUGAUUUCUAGCCUUCUUCUAUACUUGAAGUUCUUUCCAACGGCUGAAGAGUCAAUUGAUUACUACAACCGAAAAAGAUGUGUUGAUGGAAAGGGGCUUGUUCUUCCAAGCCAAAUUAGAUAUGUCAAGUAUUUCGAGCGCAUCUUAACAUACUUCAAUGGUGUUAACCAGCCUGGACGCAGGUGCAUGCUUAGAGGAUUUCGGCUUCACCAUUGCCCUUUCUGGAUCAGGCCUUCUAUCACUGUCUCUGAUCAUGAUGGUGUUCUGUUCUCCACAAAGAAGCAUCCUCGAACCAAGGAUUUCUCACCGGAAGAUUUCUGGUUUAGUGCACCAAAGAAAGGGAUUAUGGUCUUUGCCUUGCCAGGUGAACCUGGUUUGACUGAGUUGGCUGGGGACUUCAAAAUCCAUUUUCAUGAUGGUCAAGGAGAUUUCUACUGUUGGUUAAACACAACAAUGAUAGAAAACAGAAAAUUUCUGAAUACCAGUGAUCUUGAUGGGUUUGAUAAGAGAAAAUUGCCAUCACCAGGUUUCCAGGUUGAGGUUGUAUUAAUAGAUUAUAAUGGCACUCUUCCAACAACGCCUAGUCCUGAAACUGCUCCCAAUAAGCCCAAUGAAAGCUCAGGUGCCAGUGACACUGCCCCUGUUGAUGGGGGUGCAGUCCCUUCAAACCAAAAUAAAGAGUCUGGAUCUGGAAAUAACGACAAAGAUGAUGUUUUCUCUGAUAGCGAGUCAGAAGAAGGUGCUUCAAAGAGCCGGAAAAACCAUGCAGCUUCUACUGUGGAAAAAGACAGCUCCUCAACCACCUCCAAAUCUGAAACCAACACUAAUUCAGAUAAAGUUGCAGGCUUGACGCACACUACUGGACAAUUAUCUAUGGGAAACACAAGCUCACAACAGAUUAAUUCUAGUAACAGUGAGCCAAAAAAAGAGGCCAAAGGGGAAGCUAUCUCAGGGGUUGAGGUUUCCAAUUCUGAAAGUGAAUUCAAGGCAAUGGCAGCAGAUGCAUCUGUUUUUACUUUCGGAGAUGAUGAAGACUAUGAAAGUGAGUAAAAUGGCUGGAACUCGAGGACUAUGAAUUAGUAUCUGUACAUACCAUAGGCGAAUCUGUUACUUUCAAUCUUAUUCGUUUCAUUUGUAUUUUAGAAGUCUGGUUCUAGCUUAUUGAUGCUGUGAAUCAGUGGCUGGUAAUUGUUGCAUAAGGUUGUGAAUUAAAAGAAUGGAAGCUAUAUUGUUCUACACUUCUACUAGUGAAUGAAAUAUGAAGUACAUU